GUGUAUUAUUCACUGUUUGCUGUUUAUCAAGUGGCUGUAGAAUUUGUGACUGUGAAAUAUCUUAAAUAUCUCGUGUCACCACUUGACUAAAGACCAUUUGGAUUUUAAGCUUGUCCAAAUGUUCAUGAAAUGAAGCUGUAGGUGGAGAUGCUGACAAUGUCCACUCUGUCCAGUAAGCACACCCCUCCUUUUUCCAACUUUUCAACUUACUGCUCCUCUACCCUACUCACACUACCUCUUCUACUUUGAGCCCCUGGUCUGGAAUUAGUGGCGAGACACCUGGUGAACAGCACAGACAACAUGGCCUUUUACAGAAGCUUCACUACACAGUCCGGAUUUCUUUUUCUUACAGUUUUUGUCCUCUGUGUGGCUUUUGUACUGACAGAAACUGUGGUUAAGGCUUCUCCAACGCUACAUAGCGAUAACCAGGGCACGCAGUCCGGAGAUGAUGGAACAGAUGCAGGCCAAGUCACAACUAAAGAAACGAUUCAUGAACUGACGCAACCCACCAUCACUAUAGAUUACAUUGACAACCUGGACACCACGACAAUGGAGGAGGAAGGUGUCCUUGGCCCAGGUGCCAUCACAGCCAUUGUCAUCGCUGUGUUCCUCGGUGCCUCUGUUCUCCUCGCCCUCAUCGUCAUCACACUCAGAAAAUUCACUGCCACUUAGAGCAGGAUGACCACCUGUUUUAAACCUCUCUCUCUCUCUCUCUCUCUCUCACUCUCACUCUCACACACACACACACACUUAUUCGUAUAUUUGUCUUCUUCAACUUUUGGCAUGUCCCCUAUAGUUGGCAUAUGAGUGGUGACAUGACCCAUUAAUUUGUGAGAACUGUUACAACUAAGCCAUGACUGAGGCUAUUUUCACUUGAUGAUGGUCAUUUCAUUUCUCAUAUGUCCAAAAAGUCUUCAACACAAGUUAGUAGGUUUUCUAGAUUUAACUUGACAACUUUAACUCAUCCUUGAUCAUACUUUUUGUUUUUAAUGUUAUUGGUUUCUGUUUUCUGAGAUGUGCAUUAUUUGGCGUGGUAAAUAAGACACUUAAAUUCAACUUAUAUUGUAUAUUUUUCAAUGGCCUUUCUCUCUACAAAUGUCAUUGUGAAAUUACAUAAAAUCACACUAGACUGUAGAAAGUAAACAGAUGCCUGCAUGUUCAAAUGUCUAGAUUUGUAAAGAAACAGUACACAUCUAACAUGCAUGUAACAAUCUUAAAAAUUUGAAGUGUGAGAGAGUGAGAGAGAGUGCAAGCAUGAGCAUGUGUGUGUUGUGUUUUCAGACAAAGUGGGAGAAAAAUAUUAUGCAGAACA
This is a messenger RNA of Ictalurus furcatus (blue catfish), 1312 nucleotides long. RefSeq names its product secondary ossification center associated regulator of chondrocyte maturation (gene snorc). The record is from RefSeq and is a predicted model, not a curated record. Gene Ontology annotation, biological process: cartilage development. Bases 301 to 672 code for a protein of 123 amino acids. Lineage: Eukaryota; Metazoa; Chordata; Actinopteri; Siluriformes; Ictaluridae. The transcript has 3 exons.